Molecule: messenger RNA, 2270 nt
Organism: Archocentrus centrarchus (flier cichlid)
Lineage: Eukaryota; Metazoa; Chordata; Actinopteri; Cichliformes; Cichlidae
Product: zinc-binding protein A33-like
Exons: 6
Coding region: 218-1675 (485 amino acids)
Molecular function (GO): protein binding; zinc ion binding
Source: RefSeq, a predicted model, not a curated record
CGGAAAGGGAGUUGGUGGGAGGAAGAGUUGUUCAACUUUGUCGUCGCACUGACAGCAAAUACAAUUUUGGGGGCUUUUUGUUUUAAUGUAAAACCUUUUUUCACGUGAUUUCACCGUGACGUAACACGCAGAGGCAGGUAACGGCGUGUCUGUGUGCCUUUAUCGAUUUUCGGUGUUUUUUGAAAGCGAAACCAAGUUGAAGCGGGCCUGUAAAACCAUGGCUGACAGCAUGGAUGAGGAUGAGCCCUUACCUCUCCAGCAGGAGCUGACCUGCCCUGUGUGUCAGGGCAUAUUCCGGGACCCGGUGCUGCUCCCCUGCACACACAGCUUUUGCCGGGAGUGCCUGCAGAAAAGUUGGGAGUUCAAUAAAAAGUGUCCCGUUUGCAGGGAAGUGUUUGAGGAAGGCAAGGCCAUCGCCAAUCGCGCGCUCAGUAGCGCCUGCGAGACCUUCCUUAAACAGACAAACAAGCGACCGAAAACCAUUAAGCCCAGCGAGGCAGUCUGCCACCUGCACCUGAAGCCGCUGGAGCUGUACUGUGAGAAGGACGAGGAGCCGGUGUGCGUGGAAUGCGUCACCCUCCACAGCACCCACAGGCUCUACACACUAAGUGAUGGGGCGCCUAUGUGUAAGAAGGAGCUUAGCGACAGAGUCCACAUUUUUGAAAAGAAAGUGGACUCAUACAAGAAAAUUUCUCAGAAGCUCAAAAACACCGUGGAAUACAUCAAGUAUCAGGCAGGGGAAGCAGAAAAACAGAUCAAAGCAGAGUUUGAGAGGCUGCACCAGGUGCUCUUCGCAGAAGAAGCUAUGCGUCUAAAUGCACUGUCUGAUGAGGAGGGCGAGAAGAUCGCUGCCAUACAGGAGCUGAUUGAAAUCACAGAAAAGGACAUUGUCUCUAUGAAGGGGCUCAUUGAUACGAUUAAGAAGGAGAUGGGCAAUGAGGAUCUACCACUCCUGCGGAAUUUCCAGAAUUUAAAAAGACAAUCCUAUUGGACUCGUUCAGAGCCUCGCCUUCCCCACGGAUCCCUUUUGAACAUGGACAAGCACGUUGGUGCUUUGGACUUCAACAUAUGGAAGAAAAUGCAGACUCAUGUAAAAUAUUAUCCAGUGCUGCUGAACCCAAACACAGCCGCUCCUUGGCUGUCUUUGAGUGGAAACCUGAUCAGUGUGAAGGAAAGCGAAGAGCGAAUGACGGUCCCUGAUAACCCUGAGCGUUUUGAUCCCUGCGUCUUUGUCCUAGGCGCUGAAGGUUACACCUCCGGGAAACACAAAUGGGAUGUCAUCGUUGGCGACAACCCCAAGUGGAUCGUGGGAGUGUGCCGAGAGUCCCUGCCACGUAAAAAGAAAUUCACAGUCGCAACAAAUCGUGGCGUGUGGGCCAUAGCACUGAGCAAAGGGGUGUAUACUGUAAUGACAACUAAGCGUGAAGAGUUGCAGCUUCAGCAGCGACCCGAAAAGAUUAGAAUCAAGCUUAAUAUGGACAAGGGAGAGGUGUCAUUUUGGGAUGGAGGGUUAUCAAAGCACCUAGUCACGCUUACACACAAGUUUGAAGGCACGAUAUUUCCUAUUUUUGGUCCCGGCCUCCAUAGCUCACCUAUGAUUCUGGCUCCGGGAAAAAUAGCUAUACACACGUCAACGACCCAAGAUAGGGUUGUUGGCCCAAAGAUGCAGGAUUGAAAAAUCCAUGACAGAAAGCUUUUGAAAGCAAAACAAACUCAAGAGCCCUUUACUCAUCAAUGAGGGGGGGUGAACAUCUAAUAAAAGACUAAAAACUCAAAGUAGAUGAAACAUCAGUUUAAGUAAUGAAAAUGAUGACGCUGACGUGAUGUUUGGAAUGCACGAUUAAAAAAAAGUGUCAGAAAUGUAAUUUAGAGUGAAAUGCCAAAACUGAACUGAAACCAUGCGUACCAGCCUGCAAAGAAAGUCGAGCUGAAACAAGUUCAACGUGUACAGAAGGCAGGAAACCAGGAAGUGAUCAGAGAUGGACAUUUUCUGCCUUUGCUGAGGGAAACCGAAUUAACCGAUUUUUUGACCCCUUACUAGCGACAGACCAAAGGGGAAAAGGUGUCACAGUGUGUUAUAUCAAAGAUAAUCGCAAUAGUCAGAAUAUUGUGGUGUUAAUAUUAUGCAUAUGAUAAACUCAUAGAUACAGCGACUGGUCGACACUCCAGCAUAGAUGAUGGUAUUGCAGCUUAAUGCAGGCUGCCAUCCACGACUAAACAGCAAAAAAAAAAAAAAAAAAGACAAGAAAUGGCAGUAACCAGGCUGCUAC